This is a messenger RNA of Haemonchus placei, 807 nucleotides long. The record is from the annotation of a GenBank genome assembly. Lineage: Eukaryota; Metazoa; Nematoda; Chromadorea; Rhabditida; Trichostrongylidae.
AUGCUUGCCUUACAACUUCUGUCCACAUUGCUCAAUGAUUUCAACUCGCAAGCUGGUAUGGAAUCGGUGAACAAGCAUCGAAAAGGUAUUGCUCUAUUCCGUGAUUCACACAUUUUCGAGAUUUUUGAAACAUCGGUGUCGCUUCUGGAGGCCAUCUCACGCAAGGAUCUUGCUUCCUUACAGAUGCCAUUUGUUCUCGCGGUUCUUGAUCUCUGUUUAAAUACCUUGCUCUUCGACUUUAUUGGAAGUCUUUCUGAUGAAACCAGUGAAGAUAACUACACUGUUCAAGUGCCCACAAUCUGGCGAACGGCUUUCACUGAUGGCAAAUUGGUUGAUCUCAUUUUCCAGCUUUACAUAAAACUCCCCAGUGUUGCAUCCGAUAAGAUUUUACAUAUCGGUGUUCAACUGGCAAGUGUUCGGCGAACAUUAUUUAACGGAAGCGAACGCCAAACGUAUCUUGAGCAUGUGGUAGCGGGAGUGAAGCGGGUUAUUGAGAACCCUGAGAAGCUCACUGAACAGCCUGCGUUUCACGAGUUCUGUAGGAUGGUAUCCCGUUUGAAGACCAAUUUUCAAUUGUGUGAGCUGAUAAAAGUACCUGAUUAUGCUGCUGUCAUGCGUCUUCUUGCUCAGUUUACUGUGGAGAGCCUUCGGAUGAUGGAAUUGUCAGCGAACAGCACCUAUUUUCUGUUGACUUUCUGGCAACGUAUGGUCACUUCGGUCCCAUAUGUUCGCAGCAGUGAGGACCAUUUACUUAACCUAUGUUGUCCUGAGAUAAUGACGGCUUUCGUGGAAAGCCGACUGCAGAAU